AUGAGCUCCCCGUGCGGUCCUGACUCCGAUAUUGCAGACUGGCUGGCUACCAUCCACCUGGAAAGGUACCGGGAUGUCUUCAAGCAGCACGGGUACCACGUGGCCAGAGAUGCCAUCUCACUGGACGGUGACCAGCUGCAGCAGAUUGGCAUCACUGCCACCGGGCACCGCAAAAGGAUCCUGAACUUGGCGCAGCAGACACAGAUGCUCGCAGUCCCGGGUGGCCCGGCGGGGGUUUGCCCCCCAUCCCGCAGAGACCCACCGUCAAGCCAGGGUGCUGGCAUCUCCUCCGAUCAGAGCUAUGAGGCGCUGUCUGAGCUGGACCUGGAGCGAGAAGAGACGAGCAGCGAGUGCAGUGGUGAGGGAAGGAGCGAGGACAAGGAGACCCGGUCCCGGCUCAUCAACCGCAUCGUCCAGAACGACACGGAGGGGUACUCCACCGUGGAGGCACCGCGGGCCGAGGGUGCCCCAUUCAGCCUGCCAGCCCAUCUCUACCCAGAUGAGGUCCUGGAUGACCUCACCAUCUCCCCUUAUGCCAGCUUCACGUCGCUCACUGAGCCCCGACCCACCAUGCUCAGUGGUUGGCUGGACAAGCUCUCCCCACAGGGGAACUAUGUCUUCCAGAGGCGCUACGUCCGUUUCGACGGGAAGAACCUGAUGUACUUCAGCAGCGAGAAGGAACCUUACCCCAAAGGGGUGAUCCCGCUGUCCGUGAUCAAGACGGCUCGCUCCACCAAGGACAACAAGUUCCAGGUCUUCACCAGCCACCGGAUCUUCGUCUUCCGUGCUGAGAACGAGGCCCAGAGGAACGAGUGGUGCUCCACACUGCAGAAGGUGAUAGACCAGCGUUUGGUGGGGUCCCAGCCCCGGCCCGCCAACACGGCUCACUGCCAGAAGUCCGGCACCCUGGAGCUGAAGGGCCAGAAGUCCAAGGUGUUCGCAGCCCUGAGCCUGCCCGAGAUGUGGCUGUACAAGAGCGAGCAGUUCUUUAAAAUGGGCAUCGGCAUCUGCUUGAUUGAGAUGCGCGGCUGCACCAUCCGCGAAGCCAAGAACCGCAGCUUCGAGCUCGUCACCCCCUCCAAAAUAUUCAGCUUCGUGGCGGAGUCGGAGCGGGAGAAGCGGGAGUGGAUGGAGGCCCUGCAGGAGGCCAUCGCCGAGAUGCUCUACGACUACGAGGUGGCGGAGAAGAUCUGGUCCAACAAAGCCAACAAAUACUGUGCGGACUGCUGGGCUCAGAGUCCCGACUGGGCAUCCAUCAACCUGUGCGUGGUCAUCUGCAAGCAGUGUGCAGGCCAGUACAUCACCCUGGGCGGGGGCACAUGGGGGUCUGGGGAUGGAGGGGUUCUCACUCUCCUACUCCCCACAGGGCAGCACCGCAGCCUGGGCUCCAACAUUUCCAAGGUGCAAAGCCUGAAGCUCGACACCAGCGUCUGGUCCAACGAAAUCGUACAGCUCUUCAUCAUGCUGGGAAAUGACCGAGCCAACCGUUUCUGGGCUGCUCACCUCCCCGCCACCGAAGCCCUCAAACCGGAUGCCAAUGCCGAGCAGAGACGGGACUUCAUCUCCCGCAAGUACCGAGAGGGUCGGUACCGCCUGCCCCAUCCCCACUACACCAGUCAGGAGGAUGUGCUUCAGGCACUGUGUGCUGCAGUGGCAGGACCAGCCCUGCUCAAGACCGUCCUGCAGUUCUUCUCAUCCUCAGAGACUGGGAUGGCAGCUGACCCCACGGCCUGCGAGGUGGCCUCUGGGGCUGACCUUUGGUGGGGACCGGAGAGCAAAAGGGCCAGGAACCGUUCAG
This is a messenger RNA of Tauraco erythrolophus (red-crested turaco), 1798 nucleotides long. Lineage: Eukaryota; Metazoa; Chordata; Aves; Musophagiformes; Musophagidae. The record is from RefSeq and is a predicted model, not a curated record.